This is a messenger RNA of Funneliformis mosseae, 1845 nucleotides long. NCBI's taxonomy places the organism in Eukaryota, Fungi, Glomeromycota, Glomeromycetes, Glomerales, Glomeraceae. The record is from the annotation of a GenBank genome assembly.
AUGGCUGCGACAUUAAGAUCACACAAAUACUCAGCCUUUCGCGCACCUAAAGAAAUUGAAGGCGUUAAUUAUUAUUUUAGAGAGGUAGAAGCGCAUGAAUGGAAAUUAAAACACUAUCUAAACUAUCGUUUAGAAAAGGAAGAAAUACUUCCAUCUUGGAUAAUGAUUUACAAAGAUUGGCAAGAAUCAAUCGUAAAUAUAAAAAAAAAUAAUUAUAAAAAUGUUCCAGGUUCUAUAUGCUCGUUUUGUAAUGAAUUAUUAAACGUUGAUACUUUUGAAGGUUUGUCGAUUUUAAAAAGUUGCAGAGAUUGGUAUAUCAAAUUCUACGAUCGAAACCAUGACCUAAAGCUUUCUGAGAGAGUUCAAAAGCAGGAAACGACUAUAUUUUCAACUCAGAAUAUUUCAGAACUGUUGCAAAGUACAACUGUCCUAGGAAAAAGAGAAAAUGCAAGUGAUCUUGAAGAAGAACGAAUAUUAAAAAGGCAACAUAAUCGAGACGGUUAUACCACACCAUCACCACAACUAUGUGAAGACGAUAACCUUAUUAUUGAGUUACCUAAGUUUUCAGGACCCAGUCAACAAUUUAUCUUUGAUGGGGGACUUCCAAACUACGAAGAUGACAUAAAUAUUGACCCGGAAUUAAUACUUGAAGAAACUAAUGAAGCCACUAUCCCUUACUUUGAACGCUCAUUCAAUCAUGACUCUUGGAAGAGUUGGACAUUGAAAUCUGGUUCGGUAGUUACUGACUUGCUAGAGAAAGCAUCAAGUGUCAAAGGACAUCCUCUGAGACCAGAGGUUUGGAGAAUCAUUCGUUGUGGGUUCAAGAUAGCAAAACCGAGAUGGUUAAAUAAUGAAGAGUACACCGAGAUACAGAGCUUUACCAAACGUCCAAGUAUUACAAGUCCUCCAAAACAUAUUAUUGAACUUUUGAAAAUUAAAUCAUUAGAAUCUUUGGGAUUCGAAGUAAAAAGGUUCAAAAGAGACAAAUUAAAUGAAGAUACUCAUCUCCUGAAUGAUAUUAUUAAUCAGUAUUCAGGUGAAAGAAAAGAUCUUUUUUUGGAAAAUAUCAAGAUAACGUGUUCGAUGCUAUAUCAUGAAGAUCCAUUCACUGCUUUUUUCAUAAAAGUUUUAUCUUUAUUCCAUAAAUAUGUUUUUAUACAAGAUUCUAUUAUGCAACACCCAGUUGUGUCAGAGGCAGUUUAUGGAGGUUAUUUGGUACAUCCUUGCUUAAAAAAAAUACUUGUCGGCUUAGAAGAUUGUCUAUAUUAUCAAAUGGGAGAAGUCAUUUUAUCAUCAGUUAAAUCUUGCAGAAGUCGACGAAAAAGUAUCAGCCCUUAUGAACAAAAAUCUGAUGGAGUCUUCUCUGUGAAAUUAACAAAAUCAUUAAUUGAAAUAGGUCAUUUAGAAAUGAGUGGAGGAUAUGGGCAUAAAGAUAUCCCUCGUUCUACGUGGGAUGAGGAUCGCAUUGAGUUGUGGCAAAUGUAUAAUCCAUCCUGCGGUGUUUUGCAAUACGAACGGUCACAUAAGUCAAUUGUACCAAUUUGUUAUGAAGAUCAUCGUAAACAUAUUUUUGAUUUUGUUGUCCUCCUUUGGGAUCUCAAGUAUGGAUUAUUGGAAACAUCCAGAAUAAUAUUUCAGCUGAGAGAUGAAAAUAAUGAUAAUUUGUUCGAAUCAUCCAAACUUUCCGGUAGUCUCCCAGCGUAUCCAUUUACUCCAAGUAAAGAUAAAUACAAAAUCGGUAUUAAAGAUACAAAUGUAGAUAGUGAUCCUGAUAAUAGUUCUCCAAUUCGAUAUGACAAAAAAUUAUACCAUAUUCAAAAUAAUAAUGAUAUUUUUGAAUAUUAG